This is a messenger RNA of Ornithodoros turicata, 2961 nucleotides long. RefSeq names its product arf-GAP domain and FG repeat-containing protein 1-like. Gene Ontology annotation, cellular component: membrane; cytoplasm. Bases 26 to 1633 code for a protein of 535 amino acids. Gene Ontology annotation, molecular function: GTPase activator activity. The transcript is spliced from 9 exons. Lineage: Eukaryota; Metazoa; Arthropoda; Arachnida; Ixodida; Argasidae. The record is from RefSeq and is a predicted model, not a curated record.
AGCCACUUCCGCCUUGCAGUUCAAAAUGGCCGCUAGAAAGAGAACACAGGAGGAGAAAAAUCUAAAAACGCUACGUGAGCUUGCUGCUUUGCCAGCAAAUAAGCAGUGUUUCGAUUGCCAUCAGAGGGGGCCAACGUAUGUGAAUAUGACAAUUGGAUCGUUUGUGUGUACUUCGUGCAGUGGAAUACUGCGUGGCCUGAAUCCUCCUCAUCGAGUAAAAUCAAUCACCAUGACAACGUUUACACCGGAAGAAAUAGAACAGAUUAAGAGUAAAGGAAAUGAGUAUUGUAAGUACGUGUGGCUGGGCCUGUACGACUCACGCUGCCCCAUGGAGCCGGACUCUCGGGACGAACAGCGCACUCGAGAUCUCAUGAUACAGAAGUACGAGCGCAAGCGGUGGUACGUUGACCCCGAGGUGGCGCUCCACAAGAUGCAGCAAGAGCAGAGCACAGCACAGACACCUGUCCAGCCGGGUACCCCUACAGGGGUACCCGCCGACACCAAGCCACUCACUAGCCUCCUGGGCAAGAAUAGCUUGCCCCUAGUCGUUCACAGGUCACAGCCUUCCACUCCAAGUUCUGCAACAUGGCCAACUCCCAUUUCUUCUGCCGCAACGAUGCCGACAAAUCAGACGACGUUCAAAUCCAACGUAGAUAUCUUCAGUGCAUUUGGAAACGAUCCGUUCAGUUCGAAUUCUGUAGGAUCUACCCCUACAGUUCCUGCCAAGGUGGCCCCUUUCUCUGCCAACGGAAACUUUGCAAACUUCGAGAGCGCAUUCAAUAGAACGGCAACAUCGGAGCAGUCGGUCGCACCAAGUAACAACAAUGUCUGCAAUGGCUGCAACAACACUGCGGGAGACAGUGGGUUCGUGGCCAGCUUUCCUCCGCUGACGAGGCCACCCGGCCCAGUUUCUGCGCCUGUUGCCACGACAACGCCCGCGGCAGGGGAACCCACGAGUGGUGCGACACAAAUCAAAGUCCCGCCUGCGGACCGGUACGCAGCGCUAGCGGACCUAGACAACCUGUUCCACCAAGAAGCGGCCAUGACGUCUCCGCAGACUCCGCCUCAACCCCCUCCUGUGUCUUACGGCCCUGCCGUUCCAACAGUAGGCCCAGUCUUUGGAGGUGUGCCUCCUUCGAACCCUUUUGCGUCUGCAACAACCACGAUGCCCUGGGGCAUGAGCGGCGUGCCGUCACAACCAGCUGCUGCCCCUGCAGUAUUUUCCAACCCCUUUGAAGCAAUGGGUGCUCCUCCUCCUCCUUCAGCAGUGCCCUCUAACAUGGGAGGUCCCUUUGGAGGAGGCAUGGAUGGUGCUACUCCUCCUCCCCCACAAGGCGGAGUUUUUGGUGCUGCUCCUAACCUCCAUGUUCAGCAGCAGGCAUUUGUGACUCCCCAAAUGAACAAUGUGACAAGUCCUCCGAAUGGUGUUGUGCCGUCAGUGAUGCCAAAGGACGGCUACGGUGGAUGGGGAAACCAGGGUUCUCCGUGGGGAGCAUCGCAGACCUUACCACCCCCCGGCAAGGCUGCGCAACAGUUUGGUGGCUGGCACCUACAGCAAGCAGUCACCUCGCCCGCCAAUCCGUUCCUUAAUGCCCAGAUGCCAAGGACGAACUCGAGUAACCCAUUCCUCUGAUAACGGGCCUCAACAGAAACAGAAGGGGGGUGAUGUGCCCGCCCCCUGGCAUUUCUCGCUGCGACCGCCAGGGGGAAGCACGAUGCAGAAACAAAAAAAACGCUUUUCACCUGCUCCAUCUUUGUAGGCGCAUUGUCGGGACGAGGGUAGUCCUCCUCGCUUCCAGGGGGGUACUGUGACACAGGGGUGCAGCGUCUUUUCUAGUCCUUUAUUUUUGUUUGUCUUAUAAUUUUUUUUUUUUUUUUUUCUGCGAGAAAGGGGUGCGGUUGAGAGCUCGGACUGGACUGAAGAGAAUCGUGUAUUAUGUGAACGAGAAACAAUGUAGCAUUCCUCCAUAAAGUCAAACACCCAGCGCAAGGCAAUGGAAGGCGUGAAACGCAUUUCAAGUACAUCCUUCUGCGGGGGCCUUCGUGUGGGCGGUGCACGUUUAGAUUGUGUCGGGUUUUCCAAAUUCCACGUUGCACCUUCCAAGACUUUCGUGCAGACUAGCGGCGUCAUUGUAUGAUUUACUGCGCAGCAUUUUGUGACAAUUCGUGAUGCUGCAGGCAUCGGGAGUCGGGGGGGGGGGGGGGGGGUAUGCUCAUAAUUAGUCUUGAAUUUGCAAUGACCUUGAUAGGGUCGUUCCUGCUAAGGGCAGCCAGCGCACGGCCCUGUAACUUUAGCCAAACUUGGUACUUAACAUUCGUGAAUAGAGGCAUGCAACGAAGUGCUUGCAGACGUUGCAACACCUUAAUUGCUAAUUAACAGCUUAGUACCAGUCUCUUGCCCGACACAGUCUCAACAUGCAGCGCUAACGCAAAGGCAUCCCGUUGAAAACUGGUAACAACAUACUCUAUAUUUUCAUGCUUUUUUUUUCCUUUUUACACGUGGCCAGUCUGCCAAUGCCUGUUCUUCUAUAGAGAUUUGGUAUAUACUAUUGUGUUUGCACUCUCUUUACUUUGUUCCUCUUUUAGAUGCGUUGAUAAACUUGCCUCGAUCUACCGGUUGUGAUAGCGCGGAAAAGUCGCUCGUCGGCUCUACGAGGUCGUUCCAGACAGGUUUCUUUUACACCGUACCGCAUCAACGGUGUCUCCAAAUUUUUAGAGUGAGGGCAUUACGUGAAGGAGACUGGUUGGAUUUUAUUGCUCGCUGGUAAGACAGUAGCGCUAACCUGCCCUACUAGUUUGAGGGGAACCCUUGAAGUACUGAACUUUCAGAAAGUACAGAUGCUAUGGUGAUAACGUGUAUUUUUCCUCUAUGGCUCUGUUUGCAUACGUUGUGUGUGUACAUACUGAAUUGGUCUUAAAAAGAUACUAUGUAGAGAUAUACAUUAAACUGCUCUAUUUGCA